This is a messenger RNA of Rattus norvegicus (Norway rat), 23113 nucleotides long. NCBI's taxonomy places the organism in Eukaryota, Metazoa, Chordata, Mammalia, Rodentia, Muridae. The record is from RefSeq and is a predicted model, not a curated record.
GUACCUGCCAGCACCUGUCUGUAAGGCUGUAACAGGUACUGUAGGGACAGUAGGUGAAGGGAAGGUGGGGGAAAAUGCUAUGCAAGUAACAGCGAUUCUUGUUAUUUUAUCCAUGGGUCAGUUCUUCUGAAGAACUUCCAAGCCACCCAUGCAUGCUUAAAAUCCCAGCACUCAGGGGGUCAUGGAGCAGUUUAAAGCCAGCUUUAUUUACAAGAAUGUCCUGUCGCAAGAAAACCAACCCAAGCCAAACCAAACCAAGCCAAACAAACAACAACAGCAACAGAGAGAAACGUCUGGAUUGACUUUACUGGGAUUAGAAUUUCAUCUUGCUCCGAAUUGAACUUACUCUCUGAAACCAUCUCAUCUCUGACAUUGUUUUGAUCGAUGGAGCAGUGAACUUGCACACCGUGGGCCAUGAUGGUUCUGUGAGAACCACAGUCCCUGUCUGCCUUUGCUGUGUGCGUACCCAGCCAGAAAAGCCAUGGCCAAUAAAACCUCUUUCCCGUCGAGCCUGGGGCUUGCCUGUUCCCUCUGGGCUCAGUCGCUCUUGUGUCUAGAUGGAUCGCGACUGGGUUUCUCUUCCCUGCCAAGUACUGCUUUGCUUGAAGUAGUACAAUGCUUUCUGGAACAACGUGGACGACUGCUCUCCUCACUCAUGCCUGUUUGCCACCCUCUGGGCAAGAGGCUAAACCAGGAAGUCCAGACCAUAGAUUGGUCGCCGUGUCCUUACUGCUGUGCUCAGCUUCCGGAUAACAAGGACAUCGGUCUAUUCCUGGCUUAGUGUUUUUCUCCAAAUCAGAAAUAUUAUUUGUGAUUCAGAUCCCAAUAAAAUUAGAGAACAUUCAAUGACAAGCCAAAAAUCCUCGAUAUAAACACGGUGCAACUCUAAGCCCAUUUUGAUGGGCUUAGAACUCUUCAGUAAGAGUGUUGCCGUGUGUGUGUGUGUGUGUGUGUGUGUGUGUGUGUGUGUGUGUGUGUCCUAAAUGAUUCAGACCAUCAUCGAUUUUAAUUUUUAAUUCAGCUUCCUAUCCCCUCUGGUGGUCAACUUACUCCUAUCUGACACACCCUAUACCAGCAGGCUAAACUACUUUUCCUUCUUCCCUUUCACAGGGGAGGACAUGUUCCUGUUUAUCUGUGUGGGAGGGGAGGUCAGAUUCACUAAAAUCAAGCAGUCCUUGGAGCUGGACUAUCGUGAUCUGCUGCUUUUUGUCUGGAUUAAUUUCUACUUCUCCUCUCUCACAGAAUUUCAUUCUUGCUCAAUAUCUAGUUAAUACUUAGAAGCUUAGUCUAAAUUUAUACUUCUCAUUAGACUGAACAUGGUUAUAAUAGAUGCUUUAAAGUUAUCAAAUAGUUUCAAUAUCCAGGUCAACUCAGAAAUGAAAUCUGUUGAUUAUAUCGUCAUAUGUAUGUAGUGUGUGUGCACACAUGUGUGUGUCUGUGUGUGUGUGUGUGUGUGUGUGUGUGUCCCAGAAGUUGUCGGGAAUGGCUUCUUUGUAUGUUAUUCUAAAGUUACACACAUUUUUGACUGUUGUGUGACUAUGAAAUCUCCUUGCCUUUUGUCCAUGGCCUUGCUUUUUCUCAGUGCCUCCUGGCUUGGUUAGAUUCCACUCCAUUUUCCCCUGUGGACCUUAAUUCCAUGGGAGGACUUGUCCAGGAAGCAGACUGGUGCUGGCUGUGGACUGCACUGUUGGUUACUUUCCAAAUCUUUGAUUCUCUUUGAAUCAGGUCCGUGCAUGCGCGCCUGGAGGAUAAGCUAAGGACUCAGGCCAGUGCUUCAUCUACUACUGUUCUUCUGGAAACUUGGAAAGGUGUAUGGGGGAGGGAUAGGACAUGGGGAAAUUGUGGGGAUAUAUAUUUAAUUUAGAUAAAAGAAAAUAAAGAAAAGUGCUCUUAAUUAAAUCACCUCUUUUUCUGUGAUUUUGCUGCAUUUCUCUGACUUCUAUGGACCCUUUGGCCUGAGCAGGAUCAAUACCAAACUUGGCUGUUGUUGCACUGUUCUUGACACGUGAGGCUUCAGGCCUGUGGCUCUUUUCCAGAAACAGUCUAGGGCUGAAAGCCGUGCUGUGGGUCCCCGUCCUGGAUGCUUUGUUGGAGCCCUUUCUCCGGCUCCUCCAACCAUUCUCUUCUUUUUUUUUUUUUCUCCAUCUUUAUUAACUUGGGUAUUUCUUAUUUACAUUUCAAUUGUUAUUACCUUUCCAAGUUUCCAGGCCAACAUCCCUCUAACCCCUCCCCCUCCACUUCUAUAUGGGUGUUCCCCUCCCCACCCUCCCCCCAUUACCACCUUUCCCCCAACAAUCAUGUUCACUGGGGGUUCAGUCUUGGCAGGACCAAGGGCUUCCCCUUCCACUGGUGCUCUUACUAGGAUAUUCAUUGCUACCUAUGAGGUUGGAGCCCAGGGUCAGUCCAUGUAUAGUCUUUGGGUAGUGGCUUAGUCCCUGGAAGCUCUGGUUGCUUGGCAUUGUUGUUCAUAAGGGGUCUCAAGCCCCUUCAAGCUCUUUCAGUCCUUUCUCUGAUUCCUUCAACGGGGGUCCUGUUCUCAGUUCAGUGGUUUGCUGCUGGCAUUCACCUCUGUAUUUGCUGUAUUCUGGUUGUGUCUCUCAGGAGAGAUCUACAUCCGGUUCCUGUCAGCCUGCACUUCUUUGCUUCAUCCAUCUUGUCUAAUUGGGUGGCUGUAUAUGUAUGGGCCACAUGUGGGGCAGGCUCUGAAUGGGUGUUCUUUCUGCCUCUGUUCUAAACUUUGCCUCGCUAUUCCCGCCCAAGGGUAUUCUUGUUCCCCUUUUAAAGAAGGAGUGAAGCCUUUGCAUUUUGGUCAUCCGUCUUGAGUUUCAUGUGUUCUGUGCAUCUAGGGUAAUUCGAGCAUUUGGGCUAAUAUCCACUUAUCAAUGAGUGCAUACCAUGUGUGUUUUUCUGUGAUUGGGUUACCUCAUUCAGGAUGAUAUUUUCCAGUUCCAUCCAUUUGCCUAUGAGUUUCAUAAAGUCAUUGUUUUUGAUAGCAGAGUAGUAUUCCAUUGUGUAGAUGUACCACAUUUUCUGUAUCCAUUCCUCUGUUGAAGGGCAUCUGGGUUCUUUCCAGCUUCUGGCUAUUAUAAAUAAGGCUGCUAUGAACAUAGUGGAACACGUGUCUUUUUUAUAUGUUGGGGCAUCUUUUGGGUAUAUGCCCAAGAGAGGUAUAGCUGUGUCCUCAGGUAGUGUAAUGUCCAAUUUUCUGAGGAACCUCCAGACUGAUUUCCAGAAUGGUUGUACCAGUCUGCAAUCUUACCAACAAUGGAGGAGUGUUCCUCUUUCUCCACAUCCUCUCCAGCAUUUGCUGUCACUGGAGUUUUUGAUUUUAGCCAUUCUUACUGGUGUAAGGUGAAAUCUCAGGGUUGUUUUGAUUUGCAUUUCCCUAUGACUAAAGAUGUUGAACAUUUCUUUAGGUGUUUCUCAGCCAUCCGGCAUUCCUCAGCUGUGAGUUCUUUGUUUAGCUCUGAACCCCAUUUUUUAAUAGGGUUAUUUGUCUCCCUGCGGUCUAACUUCUUGAGUUCUUUGUAUAUUUUGGAUAUAAGCCCUCUAUCUGUUGUAGGAUUGGUAAAGAUCUUUUCCCAAUCUGUUGGUUGCCAUUUUGUCCUAACCACAGUGUCCUUUGCCUUACAGAAGCUUUGUGGUUUUAUGAGAUCCCAUUUGUCGAUUCUUGAUCUUAGAGCAUAAGCCAUUGGUGUUUUGUUCAGGAAAUUUUCUCCAGUGCCCAUGUGUUCGAGAUUCUUCCCCACUUUUUCUUCUAUUAGUUUGAGUGUAUCUGGUUUGAUGUGGAAGUCCUUGAUCCACUUGGACUUAAGCUUUGUACAGGGUGAUAAGCAUGGAUCGAUCUGCAUUCUUCUACAUGCUGACCUCCAGUUGAACCAGCACCAUUUCCUGAAAAUGCUAUCUUUUUUCCAUUUGAUGGUUUUGGCUCCUUUGUCAAAAAUCAAGUGACCAUAGGUGUGUGGGUUCAUUUCUGGGUCUUCAAUUCUGUUCCAUUGGUCUAUCUGUCUGUCUCUGUACCAAUACCAUGCAGUUUUUAUCACUAUUGCUCUGUAAUACUGCUUGAGUUCAGGGAUAGUGAUUCCCCCUGAAGUCCUUUUAUUGUUGAGGAUAGCUUUAGCUAUCCUGGGUUUUUUGUUAUUCCAGAUGAAUUUGCAAAUUGUUCUGUCUAACUCUUUGAAGAAUUGGAUUGGUAUUUUGAUGGGGAUUGCAUUGAGUCUGUAUAUUGCUUUUGGUAAAAUGGCCAUUUUUACUAUAUUAAUCCUGCCAAUCCAUGAGCAUGGGAGAUCUUUCCAUCUUCUGAGAUCUUCUUCAGUUUCUUUCUUCAGAGUCUUGAAGUUCUUAUCAUACAGCUCUUUCACUUGCUUGGUUAAAGUCACACUGAGGUAUUUUAUAUUAUUUGGGUCUAUUAUGAAGGGUGUCGUUUCCCUAAUUUCUUUCUCGGCUUGUUUCUCUUCUGUGUAGAGGAAGGCUACUGAUUGAGUUAAUUUUAUACCCAGCCACUUUGCUGAAGGUGUUAAUCAGGUUAGUAGUUCUCUGGUGGAACUUUUGGGAUCACUUAAAUAUACUAUCAUAUCAUCUGCAAAUAGUGAUAUUUUGACUUCUUCCUUUCCAAUCUGUAUCCCUUUGAUCUCCUUUUGUUGUCUGAUUGCUCUGGCUAGAACUUUGAGAACUGUAUUAAAUAAGUAGGGAGAGAGUGGGCAGCCUUGUCUAGUAUGAGCGUGGCAUAGUUUACUUGGUCCCACCUGCCGCCCAUGUCCACAUUUAUCCUACCUCCAUUAUAUUUUGGGAGACACGGAUAGGAAAACUAGAACACUCACCACCUCUCUGUGCUCUUUCUGCUUUUCUGUUGCGGGCAGGCGUGGAAGAUGGUCCCGUUGUCUAUCACAACCUUGAGUUUUAAUAAUAUCAGGGCGGGAGGAAAAGCAGAACACGCUUACUCAACCUUAGCUAUAGCUGGCAGCUUAUAAACCUCACUUUUCACUUCUAAUUUAAUGUUACUUGGGCAGACAGACUGGCAGGCAAAGAGAUUGAAAAACAAACAAACAAACAAACAAACUCGAUGCCUUGACAGGAGUUUCGUUGCUUCUCCCACUGAAGCACGGCAGAACAUGUUCCCUGACGAUACCUGGGGAUGAGAAGGCAAGGAAGCUAAAGGGGAGCUAGUUUGAUUGUGUUGUGCUUAGGGUCCUGGAUGUUGUUAAUUACAUGAUAAUGCACAGUGUAGGGCUGGGAAUGAAGAAGAGGAAUGUCUUUCCUUUGGUCAUAUGGAAACAGGCAUUGUAAAAAGAGAGGUGACAAAAGAAAAAAUAUUGAGGACAUCACCCGGAUGGUGGCUUCUGACAUGUGACCCUAGUGCUCCUGGGGUAAAAUUGGAGGCAGAGACAGAAGAAUCUUGGGAAGCCCGUUGUCUAAUUAGUCUGACAUAUGCGAUGGCAACAGAUUGUCUCAAACAAGGUGGAAGAUGGGGAUUGAUGCCCAGGUUUGUCCUUUGACUUCCACAUAGGCAGCAUGACAUGUGGCUGCCAUCACACACACACACACACACACACACACAUACACACACACACACACACACACACACACACACCUACCUCUGACUGUGUACUGAAGGAAAGCGCUUGUUUAAUGGAAGUGUACUCCAUAGUCACAAGGUGACCAUUAGCAUAGCAUUGUUCUGGUCGUCCUUUUAAGAUGAUGAUCUGUAUUUGUGUGCAGAUGCGUGCGUGAUGGAAUAUGCAAAUUUUAAAAAUUAAUAUACCUGGAAAAUGUCAAGAACAGAAAAGUUCUGAGUAAGUGCAAAGAUAUAUUAGUGAACUAUAAAUGCACAUAAAACAUGCUGGACACAUAAAUAGAACAGCAUUCAUUAUCCGUGCAAGUGAUCAGAUGAGCUGGCACGUGAAUGACAGCUUCUCUCUACUUCUCCAUGGAAAUAUUCUCCUCUUUCUUGUCUUGAUUGCUUGUUUGUGAAUCUCAAAACAGGGUAUAGGAUGAAUACAGUCAUUUGCUUUAGAACUGCUGACGUCACCCUGGUAGGUGGAAGUUUCGAGGUCUGGUUUCAUUCAUCUCGUACAAGAUGUCAGUGAUGUCUGACUUAAUCUAGGCAAAGAGUUUGUACUGAAAAUAAGUCCUUUGGAUGUCUGGCUUCUAAAUUAAGGCAGCGUGAGUGUUUAGAUCUGCCCAGCAUAGAAUAGCCGUGGCAAAAAUAAAAGAGCCUCAGAAUAUUUUUACUUCAAGAAGUCUCUUAUUCUGGAUGUCAGUUGCAGAUGCAGACAUGAGUGUACUGACCGUUUAUUUGUCUGCUGUUCAUAGCGUAUUUGUGCUAUUUUUGUGAAAUAGAGCUAUACACGUUGAUUUGACUGGAGACUUGAUACCAAGAGAGGACUACGGCAAGGUUCCAUAUUCCCAACACCUAAACUCCUCCCCUUAGAACCCACUCGAGUGGGAAACACAGCGUGUUUCAGAUGAACACUGACCACUCUGAAGUCACGGGAAUGCUUCCGUCCACAGACCAGUGUACAGAGACUCCUGAAGGGUUAAUAUUUUGUCGAAUUGUCUAACACAGCAUGUGGCCCCCUGGGAUCUGAGUUUUUACUUCACAGGAUUUUGUGAAAUAUUAUUCUUUUGCGUUGCUAAGCUGUUUCCAAUUUUCUCCAUUUGACAUUUCUGAAGACUCCCUGCUAAGUGUAACUUUUGAACAGGGGAUUUUUGCAGAUUUUAAAAGCUAUAAUCUGAAGACUGCAAAAUGUCUCGCUUACCUGUGAAACUCAACAGCCAAAGGAUCAACACUGGAUCAUGGCACUACAACAAAUAGUAGACUGUUGUUCUGGAGGAAAGCAAAACCAUUUCAUAUGAUUUAACAGCUUUGUUUAUCUGAACAAAUUACAGGAUUAUUAAGAGCUAAGUGAAAGAGAAGUAUUUCCACAUUUUUUCCCCUCAGAACAUAGCUUAGGGAAAUGCAUUCAUUCGGCCGGAAAACCAGACUUAUAACAAAUUUAGUGAUGGAUCUAAUUGGCUUUUGUUUGUAACUUAUCAAUGAGGGCAGCCUCCCUCCGAUGAAACAGAAUGGGAUCCCACCAGGAAGCCACAGACGCAGAGGUUCUGUAACCUGGGGAAAGGAGGCAGCCACAGGAAGGAAACUAGCUGACCUCAGGUUACAUUCUCUAAGGAUUGCAAUAGAGGGGUCUUCCUUGGGAUGAUGCUUUUUCGGGUGGGCAGUAUCUCAUCUUCAGAAAAAAACAAAACAAAAGAUACUCGUCUGUUGGGGGGUGGUAUCUUCUCUGAAGAUUCAGUUUCUGUGUCUUUUAGCAUGCAUGAUACUGUUUUCAUAUUUAGCCUGGUCUAUUGGAGCUGAUGAAGGCUUGAAGUCUUUAACAAUGGCCUGCCCCAUUGACUGUGUCAUAAUUUCUCUAUUUCCGUUGGGAAUGAACAAAUCUUAAGGCUAUAGCGCUAACCUCAGUUCUGGCUUCCCCUUGCAGCGUGCAGCCUCCUGCUAACAGUGACCCCCUACACUCACUCAUCUAUUUCUGUUCUAGUCUGUCUUAUAUUCAGCGAAGAGAGGAUUCCAGACAUUGAAAGCGUUGGAGAGGUCACAAUGCCAGAGUAGUAAUACUGUUGUGACCACUCAGAGGGAACUAUCAAGUGCUCCGAGUCUGCCAGCUUCUUGAUAAAGCCACGCAAAGUCGAACAGAUCAAAAAUGGUCCAGAUGAAAAAUUUAUCUGACCAAGCUGAAGAGCCCGUGCAUUACGAUUUGCAGGAAGGUGAGCUUUGCCGCCAGUCUCUGUGGUUGUCAGUGCACUUACUUAUCCAUGCAUACUGAGACGUAUCAGCCACGCAUACUCCCCGCCUUCAGUUGGUGGGCGGCGAAUCCUACAUCUCACGACUGUGUUCAACUAGCAGAAGCUGCCAACGAAUGGCCUAGAAGUCUACCAUCCAUAAAAAAGGGCUCCAGUAAAUUACAAAGGGUCCCGUUGCAGCUAAAAUUGUCCCUGAAAUGUCAGAGGGGCCUCAGGUUGUGGAAAUAUUCAAGUUUGAUGUGGCAGAUUGAACUCUGUCUUGCUGACCACAGACAUUACUGAUUGGAAGAUUCAAACUAUAACAUUCUUUUGUCUCAUGAAUGACAUAGCAUAAACAAAGUCAUGAGAGGCUGUGAGACACGGGCGAAGAGGUUCAAUUCCUCAUCCUGAUUCACAGUUUGCAUUCUCUGCUUUGGACAUGAGAAUGGCCGACAAUUGUUUGCAUACUUGUUCUCAUUUGCAUAUGUCCACAGUCAUUAAGGACUGCGCCCUGCAACUCACAUCUAGGUGGCUUCAGCUUACAGGCACUUAGUGACAGAGUCGUUCUUGCUCUCGGUGAUUUUAUGGGAGAAAAUUUGACUGGAGGAAACUUCAGGAUCCAAUUAAGUUUAUAGGAAGACAAUGAUUCAGAAUUGAGGGGGCGGGAGGGCUAGAGAUGGCUCGGAGGUUGAGAACACUGACUGCUGCUCUUCCAGAGGUCCUGAGUUCAGUUCCCAGCAAACACAUGGUCGCUCACAACCAUCUACAGUGAGAUCUGGCGGCCUCUUCUGAAGGCAUAUAUGCGGUCAGAACACUGUUCAUAAUAAGUCUUAAAAGCAAAAUAAACGAAGAAAACUGAGUGGUGGGGCCACAGUCUAACAGAUGCACCUCUGAAAUACGAUCUUUCCUUUUUGGAUCUUUCCCAUUUCUACAAAAACAGAUCAAGUCGAUGACUUUCCUGGUCAUAUAUGCAGCAGAAUCAACACAGGGUGGGGUGAGGGUAGAAAAGAUUGAUUUGGGCUCCCAGUUUCACACAGGCAGGCACAGAGACAUCCACAGCAGGGGAGCAGUGCCUGGCUCAUACCCCACUGGGUCAGAAUUCAAUGAACCUGUACCAGAGUUAAGGGUUCUAUAGCCUUCGAGGUCUGACUCCUUAUAUAGCCUGUGUCAACAGACUGACCCCCACUCCUAGAGCUGCUGAAACCUCUCAACACAGCAUCGCUGGGGGGGGGGGACAAGUAUUCAAAUGAGUGAGCCUGAAGAGGACAUUUUCACAUUCAGACUAUACGUGACCGAUGAGCGCUCAGUCUUAAACAGGGCAGUCACAUUACAGUCCCUCAAAAGCCCCAGGACAGAGCAAUUUAAUAGGAUGGGUAAGAGUGUCAGGGAAUGCUGCCAUCCAGGUAUGACAUUGUCCCUGAAAUUGUGAACGUACGUCAUCAAUCCAUGCUUGCACACGUGCAGGCUCUUAGACAUCUCAUCAUGGAGUCAGGCAAGUCCUACAAACAACUCGAACAGCAGCAACCAUCACUUCAGGUUGUUUAGCUCCAAUUCUCCAGUAAGUAGCGGUCGGGGUAUACAAAGUUCAAAGUCCUGUACAGUUGCAGAUAGGGCCAAGUCCAUUGGCAGACAGAGGAGCAUGCUGGGGCCAAGUCGCCUCUCUCUGCUGUAAUUUCUACUUUUGGCAGUGACUCAUCAGCCCCUACGAGAUCAACAGUCAGAUGUUCUCUCACAUUAUACUCAGUACCCAUCCCCAGGUCACGUGCUGUCCCUCACAGCACAGACUAACCAUGGACUUGGAAGUCAAAAAGACUGGAGCACCCAAUGCAAAAAAAAAAAAAAAAAAAAAAAAAAAGAGGCAGGUGGCUUAAGAGGUGCCCACGGUUCAUCCAUAGUCCUCAGGACAGCAAGGGAAAGAGACCUGAAAACAGAGGGCUACGGAGUCCUUAGCAGAGCUGGCUGGCUCCUUCUUUUGGUGGCUUGAACUGACAGAAGACUUUUUUUAAUAUUUAGUUUUAAAUCAUUUUGGGUCUGUGAUUCACAGGUUUUAAUGGCUUCCAAUCGUCAAAAUGGAGUGAGAGCUCCCCAGGGCAACAUCAGAGCAGGACGCAUAAGUGGGGACAGCAUCGUAUAUCUGUAGAGGAAAUCCCAAUGGCUAACAUCAGGUUACUUCAGAUGACCCUUCUGUGAGGGUUUAAAGCUCAGAAGAGCGUCCUUACUACUCUGACCUGAGGACCCCAGAAUCUCCUAUUUUAGGAAGAACUGGUCUGUUUGUGGCUACAGAUGUUAGCUGCAGUUUUAGUUGCUUAUGUGGAAUUUAGCAUGAGUGACUUCACUUUGAUUCUUAGCCUGGUCCAAUGGGGGCUCACUGCAGGAACUCAGCCCAAAGGAAGGUCUCUCAUAAAUGUUGUUUAACAGUUCUAUUCAACAGAGAGUUAUAGGUCACCAACACCAUGCCAUUGCGUUAUGAAAGUUUAAGAAGGGGCUGAAGAUGGCUCAGCAAUCUAGGGCACUGGCACUCUUGUGUGACACUGGGGUUUGGUUCUCAGACCCAUGGUAGGUGGUUCACAGAUCUAGGGGCUUUGCUGCCCUCCCUGGCCUCUGCAGGCACUCAACUGCUGUGGGCCACACACAGAGCAGCUCACACACACACACACACACACACACACACACACACACACACACACACACAUCACUAUAAAUAAAUAACACUUUUCCAAGGGUUUAUGAAGUGGACACUUGAUGCUGGUUAUUGUUUCUGACUCCGGGGGAUUUGGGAGGAAACAGGACAGAUAAAGUUCCUGUUCUCAAAGAUUCACAGAGCACGUGAACAUCUGGGGAAAGGAAGAGGUAGGCGGGACCCUGCCACCUUUGUCUGAUUUUCAUAGUAUCUCUUUCAUGAUAAUUUUGUUUAUUUAUAUUCUGUGAGAAUUUUAUUUGUUUAUAGUUUAUAAACGUUUCUCUUCAUUCCGUGGCAGCACAUGCAGUAUAGUUCUUUUCAAUGUCUUAGUCUUUCAGCAGACAUUUUAUUUUUAACAAAAUGUGAAAGUGGUGGUCAUCGUGCUUGCCAACAUGGAAACCAUAGGAAAAAAUGAGAGUUUGGAAGAAAGACCGCUUGGAUCCAUGAAAUUCCAGGCUCUCUCACUGUGUAAGAGCCUGGAUUCCAGAGACUAGUUUGAGGCUAAGUGAAUAGAAACUUGAGAGUCCUUAGUACACACACAGUAGGGCUAAAAUUCCCACCCUUACAGGAGAAGGAAAGGCGAAGGGCAGAGCAAGCCGACAGGAGGAGGGAACAGCCUGAAGCACCUCAGGCAUGGCUUGUGGGAGCACAGCUGACUCCCUCUGCCUUCCUCAGGCUCACCGUGGUUAUGGGUGAUGGUUCAGUAUAGAAGCCUGUCAACACAGGUGAAAUAAUCUUCUGUUCAUACUUUGCUUCCUAGGCAAUGUUAAUUGUUAAGUAGGCUGGGUCCGUUCUAGGUUUGGAUAAUUAGAAAGAAGUGGCAGGGAACCCAUGAAGAAGUGGCGUGGGUCACUACAUUUUAUGUAAGGAUAGAAAACACACACUAGAUCAUAGCUCAAGUUAGGCUGCAAUAAUGCCAGUGUUCCGUCAUCUGUUGAAAAAGGAAAUGUUCAUUCUGUUUGUUUGUUUGUUUGUUUGUUUGUUUGUUUGAGACAGGGUCUCACUAUGCAGCCUUGGCCUGGAAGGCCUGGAGCUCAUUAUGAGACCAAACUGCCCUGACUUUGGGUUGAUCUCCUGACCCUGUCUCCUGGAUGCUAGUAUUACAGGUAUAUGCCCCCAGGCCCCACUUAAUACCAAAUUCCUGUAGUUAUAACGAUACCAACGAUAACAAUGUCGAUUGCAUGCAUGGUGGGUACCAUAUUUUUGCAUUGGAUAUUGUAUAUUCUUUAAUUUUUUUAGCAUAACCCAAUCGAUAUAUCUUGUUACUCUUAUAGAAAAUGAACCUGAAACUCAUCACCUAAUCACAUUUUUCUGACACAAACCACCAUCAUUGUUCAUAUAUUUUUGAAUGAGAGUGACUACAUCUUUUUUCAGAAAAAAACCAAAGAGCCCUGAAUUAAUUUAGCAUUUGUGUUGCAGCAGGGAGUCUCAUCUUGAUUUGUGUGGGUGUAAAAGCGCACCUCUUGCCUUCAAGGGCAUAAGAGAGAGUUUAUUCUGGAGCCAGAACAUGGCUGAGGAUGGACUAGGAGCACAGAUGUAGUUUGCUUUGAAUCAUAUGUCUCAACCUGGUAAUAGUUUGAUCACCAUUUUUUUUUUAUUAGCAGCAGAACAAAGAAAGCCAUAAAUCAGGGCACAUUGUUGGAAGCAUUAAGUCGGCUGUUACAAGAGAGUGGACAUCCAGCUACUGGCUUCAGAUGCUGGCUGGUGGCCUAGGGAGGCUUUUGAUUGGUGGGAACCAGGAUCUGCUGAGAUAAAACACUUUGAUAAAUUUUAAUUAGGUCCUGGACCUGUAAUACCCCAACCUUUCCACAGUCCUGGAAGGUCUGGUUAGUUAGAGCAUUCGAUGAAAUCUGUCGUUUCUGACUGGGAACUGCUAUUUAUUUAGUGUUAGGAAUGGUAGCUGAGGUAGGACUCUGGGCCAGUGUUGGGUAUUGUUUUGCCACGUGGUGCAAAGUCAGAAGUCGAUGGCAACCCCAUGUGCAGGUUUCCCUGUACUUGGGCGCCUCUGCUUAUCUGAUGCCCAGCUUUCCUUCUUAGACGCCAUCGCUGUUUGUCCUCUCAUGCUCGGUGCCACUUCACUGGUGACAUGAGACAGGGUUGUUUGUCUGCCGUAUGGUAACUGAACAACUACAGAACUGUAGUCACUGGUUUUGUUCAUCCUUGGCAUGGUCUCUGACUUGACAGCAAUGGAAAUUCCUCCCAGGGCAGUCGGAAAUGUCCCAAUAUAUUUUAUUUUAUUUUAUUGUGUGUGGGCAUGUGUGUGUGUGUGCAUGUACACGUGUAUGAGAGCACACAAGUGUGUGUACGUGUGUGUGUGCACAUAUGUACGUGUACAUGUACGUGUGUGUGUGUGAGCUCGCGCGCAUAUGCAGAGGUCAGAAAACAACCUCACGUGCUGUUCCUCAGAUGCUACUCACUCUUACUUUGAGACUGUUCCUCACAGGCCUGGAAUUCUUCAAGUAGGUUCACUAAUGGAUCUCAGUCAGUCCCAGGGAUCUGCCUGUUUCUUCUUCCCAGUAGGACCAUGAGCUUGUGGCACUGUGCAUGGUUUAUUUAAUGUGAGUUUUGGGAAUCCAACGCAGAUCCUUGUGUCAAGGAAUGCAUUUUACUAACUAAGCUACUUCCUAGCCGCCUCCUUUUAUUAAAGACAGUAUCUCAAGUAGCCCCAGGGUAUCCUUGAACCUGAUAUUUCACUGACGAUGACUUUGAACUUCUGUUCUUCCUGCUCUGAUCUCCAAAGUACUGGGGUUAUGGGUGUGUGCGCUGUCAUAGGCAGGCCGAUUUUUAUGGAAUCUGGGUAUGAACCAGGGCUCUGUGCUUUCAAGCACUUUAAUAACCGAGUAGAGUUAAAUACAAGGCAAAUACUCAAGUUUUUUUCCAUGAUUCAUACAGGUCUAGGAGAUAAAACAAAGAAAAAAAUGCACAAGAAACUUGUUGAAUGUACCUCUUCAACAUCUUAGUCCCAUCUUAGUCUCUUGUUGAGCUCACAUCUGCAGACCAAAGCAGAUGGUCACUUAGCCUAACAAGUUCAGUAGAAGCCCCUCCAGGGGAGAAGGCUGCUGCUGGUGGUCUGAGCCAAUGCUGGAAGCUUCAGUAAUAGGAUGUGUGCGAGAUGGGCAGUGAAUCAAAGGGAUGUAGGAAGGGUUCCUUGGCUGGAAGAGUAUAAGGUGUGCAGCAAGGGAUUCUGGGAAGGCUGGAGGAGGCCUUUGAAGCUGAGGCCCAGGAGUCUGCUCCUGAUAAGGAGAACACCAUGGGGAUGGUGACCUGCUCAAAGCUGUGGAUGAGAGAAAACAGUUUCACCAACUGGUGAAGUGGAAUAUGUCCCUGUUCUUCAUGCCUGAGCUGUCUGUGAGAUUUAGUGAAAAGCCCAGAGGGAUGACAAUGGAAAAUAAAUGACAAAGAUCUGUGAUUUGGAGAAUUCUGAGUUUCGACACCAAGUUACUUUCCCUUUAACCAAAUGAAACACAAUCUCUCUUGUCAGGGCACAGCCAUCCUUUUGAUGUUACUGAUUUAUUUUUAAUAGGAACCUUUAGUUCAGAUUUUUGUAGUAUUUCUUCCCUGGGGAUUUUGCAUAAUAUCAGUUACAACUCAUACAUAUUUCUCUUUCUGUGUCAAGGAAGGUCAUCUGUGUCAUUCCUGUGGUUGACAUUUUCCUUCUAACAGUGUGCGAAACCCAGGUCAGCCUCUUAGUCCCUUGCAAAGCAUCGACAUUACUUUGUGAUAAUUGAAGCCUCUCCUGAAAGAGUGGAGAGAAACAAAGUGACAGGAGAAAGAAAUGAAGCUUUCCUCAAGACUGUGCUUAUUAUAAUUGGCAUUGCAAGAUAAAAAGGACUUGUGAAACUAAAAAGUAGCACUAUAUAUAUGUAUACAGAUACACACGUAUUCUGUGUGCUCUCAUAUACUACUGAAUAAUUGGGAUCCUUUAAAUGAGAAGCCAUUCUUUUUUUUAUGAGAAGAAUUAAGUCCAGGAAAUGAUAGAUCCAUCCCGACGCUGCUGAGUUAGGAGUGCCGCCUGUGUCUCUGAAGAGGGCAACGGCAUUGAAGUACCUUAUGGUAUUUUACUGUCUUGCUGAGAGGCCACUGAGUAGAAGACAUAGCAUCCAUAAAUCCCUCUUAACUCAAUUUCUCCUUCUUCACAUGACUCAUUUUAUGCAUGCAUUUUUCUAAACUCAUUCCCUGAAACAAAAGUUCAGGUGUGAAAGCCAAAGAGAAAUCAAAUAUUGGGAAAUCUUAGCUGCCUUGAAGAAAUCCUGACCGUUCUGUCGUACAAAUGGAGCAGAUGUUGUCAGCUGACGUGAAACAGUGAACCCAGCACUCCCACGUGCUGUCCUGUUACUCUUUAGUUGUCUCCAAUAGUUGCGCCUCUUAAACAACCAACUUACUUCACUAAGGAGCAACAGAAACAUUAGGGGAAGUAAAGUGCUCCAUUUAGCUCAAUUGAGUAUGUCAAAUGAGAACUUGAAUAGCUCCAUUAACGCCUGAGGUUGAGAAGUCUUCUAGUUCUCUUUCUCUUUUGGGAAACCUCCUGCCAAACAGAUGCGGACUUCAGACUUCUCUCCAAAGCUCCCUAGAGGAUGCUUGACUGGUGUUCCUUGGCAACCCCACCCGAGUCUGUCACACUUUGAAGGAAGUAGUCCAGGCCUCCCAUGUGCUAAAGGGGUUUUUAAAAAUAUGUCCUUACAGGAGGAGAGACACAUAAGUAAGUCACUUCCUCCAGGAGCCCCUCCUUUCUCUGUCUUUGAGACCCGAUGCAGCCCGCUAGACUGGCUAGCAUUUCUGUUUUUUGCAGUUUACUGCUGACUUUGAUUCUGACUUUAAGGGUAGUUAGUACCUUGGGGAGAUGGUGGCUGAUGUACAAAUAUUGCCUGCAUGACUAAGAUGAUCCACUUCAUGUUAAUCAGUAGUGUUUUGAGGGAAAUGUAUCUUUUCAGGUUGGAGUUUGUUCCCUUUUCACUUAGAGAUUUGGUUUUAGCUAUUCUAACUUAAGCUUCGUCCUUAUGUCAUAACGUCACUACGUCAUCGCGUCACUACAUCAUCAUGUCAGGUGUGGCUUCUACUUUCAACACUUAUUUAACCAAUGCAGUCUUGAAUUCCAUCUUUUGAUUAAUUCUUCCUGGUUAUUACUAAGGUGAUGUUGAGACCUUCAGUGUUAUGGCUUGAAUAGGAGCUCUCCCAUCAAACCCUUCUUUAAUUUAUUAGUCACAAGAAUAAUGUUUAAAUCCCCCCCAACCCCACCCUGAGUACUCUUAUUAUCAACCUGGCUUUCUAGAGCAUUGGUAACAGCAAACUAAGGUCUAUUGAUUCAAAGUUAUAUUUCUCGCGCUUCCUUUAUUAAGAAACUGUCGAUGUAUUUAUUCUAGGUCAGAGGCCAUCAGACUACAAUCUGUCAGCCGAAAGCAGCCUGUUGCUUUUCUUUCUUUCUUUUUUUGUAAGUUUUAUUGAACCACAGUCACAUCACUCCAUUUUAUAUUGUUUACAGAUGUCCUCACUCUCCAAUGAACAGAUACAUGUAUUCUACAAACAGAUAAACGUACACAGCAAAAAUCUAGGUCCUUUCCUACUUUCAUUUAUAUAGAGAAGUUUGCCCAUGUCUCUUCUAGAAUAAUCCACACUGGUUUCAGAGCAGGCCACCGUCAUUUCUGUUGUGGUUUGCAUAUGAAAUCUACUUUACAGGUUUAUCUUGUGAAUGUUCCGUCUCCAGUGGUGGUGCUUUUCAGAAGGUUCUGGAAACUUGCUGAGGUGGGGUUGGUUGGAGAAAAUAGGUCCCUGGGAGUAGGUCCUUGGUGAUCGGUAUCUUGUCCCUGGCCCCUUCCCUGUUUCCUGUCUUUCAGGAAAUGAAAGGCACCCUCUACUGCACACUCCUACUACUCUAUGUUCUGGCCAAGUCCAUGGGGGCCAAGCAAAAAUUACACCGCUAUUCUAAAUAAAUCCUUCUUCCUAAAACUGUUCGUUUGCAUCAUCCUGAUGCAGACAUAAUUAACAGAGUCCCAUUUCUACUUCCCAAAUAGCUUCAGGAGCCAGUAAAUUAAUUAGUCACGACUUCGGUUGUGGUAUACUGACCCUUUCCCUUCCGUUUGCUUACUUGGAGUAUUAGAAGGCCGGGGCCUAUCAUUGAUGGCAUUUUUUAGUUUUAAAUUCCCAAAUCUAAAAAGUUGAACUAAUCAUAGCUUACCUAAAACACUUCAAACAGAUACACUUGGGAUUAAAUUUACAGCUUGCCUGAAUUACUUUUGAAUGUGCUGGACACCUAUAGUGCUUGCACCAAGGGUGAACAGUAAUUGUAUGGCUUGCCUACCCAAGCUUUCUAUAUGCGAGUGUGGACAGCUUGUCUCUCGUCAUCUUCAGAAACACCCCUGUAUCAUUGGUGUGUGUGUUCACAUUGCUUAUUCGUGGUGCUGAGGCUUUGAUCCUCACACAUGUUAAGCACAGCAUAUACUCUACCGCCCAGAUGCUCCCAGACCCGAGAGUCACAUUUUCUUUUUAAAGGUUCUGAGACUUGUAGAUUUGUACAACUGUGAGAUGCAGAGCUGGGACCUGAACCUAAUGCCAUCCCAUGUUCUCUAUGUCUCUCCAAGCACUACCUCUAUUUUAAUUUAGUCAUUUGACUAUCAGAUGGCACCUCACUUAUCUGGAGACUGUACCUCAGUUGUGUAGAACACACCCAAUGAUUAAAAAGAAGGGAGAAUGAGCAGGUGAGUAUCUUAUAGAUAGACUCCUGUUAAAAAGAGGGAUUCCCCAAAGUCUUCUUACAAAGUAGAUUUGUCUUUUACUUUACAAAUUUAUUUAUUUUUCCCAGGGAUAUGGACACAGGUGGAAAUGGUACUUGGAGACGGUGUAAUGAAAAAGACUGACACAGAUUCUUGAUGGCAAUGACGCCUCAGAUGGCUUAGCAUAAGGCUAACUUUAUUCUGGGGACUUCCAAGCAGAGCUAAGAAGCAUUAACUGCUCCUAGUAAGGACUGCAGAGCGUCGUCAAGGCUAAACAUCUGCUUGCUCAAUUAAGACGGCAUGGUGUUUUCCAUUCAAUGGUGUUUAAAUGAAAUUUACAGAAGGAAUUAAGACUCCUAAGCCAAUGAUACACUUUCACUAUUCCCUUCCUUUAAAACGCCGAGCAAAUGAAACACCUUGGGGCUCAGAUUAUUUAAGGAGAUCUCAGCCACAUCGACACCUAUUUCCUUCCACUUCCUAGGACUGCAGUGAGUCAGGAUACCCAUGGCCCACUUCCCAGUGCCAGCACUCUGGAGAUGCAGAAUUAAAGGGGGGACUUCUCGGUUUCAUCUGCUUGGUAGAUGUCCUUUCCUUUUUCUUUUUCCUUCCUUUGUUUACAUCAUAGAUUAUGUUUUAUUAGAAGUGUGUACCCAGACAUGAGCCACUGACCAGUUGGGAACUCUUUUUUUUCUCUCCUUUAUUUUAUUAAUCAUUUUAUGCGUUUACAUUCUUACCCCAUCUAAUUAAACCUUAACAUUUCCGGUUAUCUCCCUGCAUUUCCCCAUCGCUUAGACACAGUUUGAUUUUAUUACUUUUCCCAAAGUAAAAAGCGACGUCUCCUCUGUUUAUAAAAACUGUACUCCGUUGUAUAUAACUGAAGGAAAGUUAAUCUCGAUACAGGAAGCCUCAUUUCUUCAUUCUGGGAGAAGGAGUCCCACAAUCCCCAGGAGCGAAUGGUGUCCAUCUUCAUGUUGGCUCUCUCUUCCUUUUCUCUUUCUCUCCUGCAUCAACUCUUUGCUUCUUCUUUCCAAAUUGUAAGCAUUUCCCACGCUCCUAAAAUGCCCUGGAGACUGGUUUAAUGACUUACACAUCUUUGAGACAAUAUUUGACUUCUUAUAUUUUGGAAAGGUUUGUUAAAACUUCUCAUAGAAACCAAAUGUUCCAAAAAAAAAAAAAAGUGACACCUCCUGCUUCUGUAUCUGUGGGUCAGGGGGAGGGGAUUGUUGUCAUUAAACCGAUGUUGUCUUUGUUUUGAUGACUGUAUUACGACAUCAGCUUAGCACCGUCAGUCACACUAGAAAAGCCUAAGUUAUUGAAAACUCACUCACUGUCAAUCAUGCUUCAUGGCUUGCUUAUAAUCACAUUCAACUAAUGAACUGGUUCUAUUUGAAGGAUACACUUCUAAAUUAAUGAUUUCAAAUGUGAAAGGCAUUUCUAACGAGGUGAUGCAGUGUGAUACAUCUAGGCUGGGCUGGAUUACUGAAGUCGGUCAUGUGAUCACAUGCAAAUGGCCCCCACUGUGGCAAGGCACAUCAGUGUCUCACCGAGAUGGGAAGGGCUCAUCUCUUCCUCCACACUUAGGUCUUAUGUCCGGACUUGUUCGUAACUCUCUGAUCAGCCCAGAGGGACAUACUGGCAUGAGAAAACAAAACUACUAUACCCUGGCGUUCCUGGUGGCAUUGCCUUAUGGGAAUCACAUCUUUUUUUCCUCAGUAAACCGAGAGACCGGAAGUAAGCUUUUCCGUAUGUCAGCCGCAGCUCGUCCCAUGAAGUUACAUAAGAAUUCAGCUCUGCCCACUUCCUGGUUCAGCAAUCUGUGCAAUGGCGCCCCGUGUUGCGGUUGAGCCCGAAUGGGCUCUGUGCUUCAUCUUGUGAGGGAAUGAGAAGCUCAUGGCAGUGAGUCUUUCUGAGACAGGUCAAGGCGAAGGGCAGUCUGAUCCUGUUAUGCUGGUGAGAACUUUCAUCCCGUGGAUUCACCCAUAGCUUCAGAGUGGCAACCAUGGAGGCAUCUUUAAUGCCAUUAUUAUACACAAGCCGAGGGGGUCAUUAAGAUGAGAACCAGGAGUCUCUUACAUCACACUGCUGGGCCUUCUGUGUUUUCUGGGACUCCAACAGGAUGAAAUUCGCGCUCUGUGGAGGAGGUGAGAGCUUCCUGUGUACCAGCGGGCUCUGCAUCUCCAAGAAGCUGCAGUGUAACGGCUACAAUGACUGUGAUGACUGGAGCGACGAGGCUCACUGCAGUAGACUGCAGCGAGGAUCUGUUUCACUGUGGAACAGGCAAGUGCCUCCACCACAGCCUUGUGUGCGAUGGGUAUGAUGACUGUGGGGACCUGAGCGACGAGCAAAACUGUGAUUGCAAUCUCACAAAAGAGCAUCGCUGUGGAGACGGGCGCUGCAUCGCGGCUGAGUGGGUGUGUGAUGGGGACCAUGACUGUGUGGACAAGUCUGACGAGGUCAACUGCUCUUGUCCCAGCCAGGGCCUUGUGGAAUGCAGAAGUGGACAGUGCAUCCCUAGCACCUUCCAGUGUGAUGGGGACGAAGACUGUAAGGACGGGAGUGACGAGGAGAACUGCAGUGACCGUCCGACACCGUGUCCUGGAGGAGAUCGGGGUUGCCUUGACAGUUCCUGUGUCGAAUCCUGUGCUGGUAGCUCUCUGUGUGACUCAGACAGCAGCCUGAGUAACUGCAGUCACUGUGAGCCCAUCACUUUGGAACUCUGCAUGAAUUUGCCCUACAACCUUACACAUUAUCCAAAUUACCUUGGCCACAGAACUCAAAAGGAAGCGUCCAUCAGCUGGGAGUCAGCUCUCUUCCCUGCCCUUGUACAAACCAACUGUUACAAAUACCUCAUGUUUUUCGCUUGCACCAUUUUGGUUCCAAAGUGUGAUGUGAAUACAGGCCAGCGCGUCCCGCCUUGCAGACUCCUGUGUGAGCACUCCAAAGAGCGCUGUGAGUCUGUUCUGGGGAUCGUAGGCCUCCAGUGGCCUGAAGACACAGAUUGCAGUCAAUUUCCAGAGCAAAGUUCAGACAAUCAAACUUGCCUCCUGCCCAAUGAAGACGUGGAAGAAUGCUCUCCGAGUCACUUCAAGUGCCGCUCGGGACGAUGCGUUCUGGGUUCCAGAAGAUGCGACGGCCAGGCUGACUGUGAUGACGACAGUGACGAAGAGAACUGUGGUUGUAAAGAGAGAGAUCUUUGGGAAUGUCCACUCAAUAAGCAAUGUCUGAAGCAUACAUUAAUCUGUGAUGGGUUUCCAGACUGUUCAGAUAGUAUGGAUGAAAAAAACUGCUCAUUUUGCCAGGACGAUGAGCUGGAAUGUGCCAACCAUGAGUGUGUGCCACGCGACCUGUGGUGCGAUGGAUGGACAGAUUGCUCAGACAGUUCAGAUGAAUGGGGCUGUGUGACCCUCUCUAAAAAUGGGAACUCCUCCUCAUUCCUGACUGUUCACAGAUCUGCAAGAGAUCACCACGUGUGUGCUGAUGGCUGGCAGGAGACGUUGAGUCAGCUGGCCUGCAGGCAGAUGGGUUUAGGAGAACCAUCUGUGACUGAACUGGUCCAAGGGCAGGAAGGCCAGCAGUGGCUGAGGUUGCACUCCAGCUGGGAGAAUCUCAAUGGGAGCACCCUGCAGGAGCUGCUGGUGCACAGGCGGUCCUGCCCAAGCGGAAGUGAGAUUUCCCUUCUGUGUACCAAGCAAGACUGUGGUCGCCGCCCUGCUGCCCGAAUGAACAAGAGGAUCCUUGGGGGUCGGACUAGUCGUCCUGGGAGGUGGCCGUGGCAGUGUUCUCUGCAGAGUGAACCCAGUGGACAUAUCUGUGGCUGUGUCCUCAUUGCCAAGAAGUGGGUCCUGACAGUUGCCCAUUGCUUUGAAGGGAGAGAGGAUGCUGAUGUCUGGAAAGUGGUAUUUGGCAUAAACAACCUGGACCAUCCGUCAGGCUUCAUGCAGACCCGCUUUGUGAAGACCAUUCUGCUACAUCCCCGUUACAGUCGAGCGGUGGUAGACUAUGACAUCAGCGUGGUGGAGCUGAGUGAUGAUAUCAAUGAGACAAGCUACGUCAGACCUGUCUGCCUACCCAGCCCCAGGGAGUUCCUAGAACCAGAUACAUACUGCUACAUCACAGGCUGGGGCCACAUGGGCAAUAAAAUGCCCUUUAAGCUGCAGGAGGGGGAAGUCCGCAUUAUUCCUCUGGAGCAGUGCCAGUCCUAUUUUGACAUGAAGACCAUCACCAAUCGGAUGAUAUGUGCUGGCUAUGAGUCCGGCACUGUGGACUCAUGUAUGGGAGACAGUGGUGGUCCUCUGGUUUGUGAACGACCCGGAGGACAGUGGACAUUAUUUGGUUUAACUUCAUGGGGCUCCGUCUGCUUUUCCAAAGUCCUAGGACCUGGAGUGUACAGCAAUGUGUCUUACUUUGUUGACUGGAUCGAAAGACAAAUAUAUAUCCAGACCUUUCUCCAAAAGAAAUCCCAAGGAUAAUCAGAGACUUUGUGGGAAACCUACACGGAGAAUGACCCUCUUGAACAGGAAGCUGCCAAGAGCUGUACGAACAGGCGUGUCACGGACAUGAUGCUCAACACGCACUACAAGGUCUCCUGUUUGUUAGUUUUCCUCAGGCUUCAAUCCUUUUCAACAUUAUCAUUCAUUAAUUUCAUGGAUUCUUUUCAAAGCACAGAGCAAAGUAGGUUUUAUUCUUUUGCUAGGCUAACCUUGAAUGUAGUGUGGAAUUAUCAACCCACAGAGACAUCUGGAGCUCUAUGGUAACAAGUUAUAGAAAGUGCCUUUUCGUUCUAUUACAAAACACACACGGAGAUGCACGCUCACUGAUCUCCAGUUUCUGCUCAAGCACAGUGGCUUAGGGGGCACAUUUCAGAACUGAUCUUGGAAACUGGCUUUUCUUUAUAAAAAGCCAAGAUAAUAUACAUGCUUUUACUACUUAAUAUACUCUUCUAAAUAAUUUGAAGAAAUUAUGAAAGACAGAAAAGACCCACAGUGUUAAUGUAGACAGUUGAAGUUGCAAAAAUGUAAAAUUCUCUAGCCAACAAAACUAACACUCAGAAGUGAGUAUAAUUCUACGCUUUCUGUAUUCAAAUUAAGAUUGUAAUUUCAUAGACAAUCUCCAUAGGACUUUCCCCAUUCCUGGGGAUUUUCGAUGUAUAUCACUUAGAUAACUGUGCUGUCAACAACCAGGUCAAUCCUUGAGGAAAUAAUUUGUUUGCCUGUGUGGAAAUGAAUGAGAACCUUUUCCAUUCUGUAAACCACACAAGUUAAAAAGGAGAAGAAAAUUAAAUGGUAUACCAUCCCCAAUUAAAUCUGAAAAUUAGUCUGCUUGUGUUUACCCGAACCAGAAAAGUUACAGAACUAAACUUCAAAGUGUAGCAAAAUGUUGCAUGGAGUAUAACAUUUUGCAAUUUCCCCCUCCUGGUGUCUAACAUCUGGUGUUGCCAUUUUGCCUCAUUGGUAAUUAAAACAAAAUUUUAGAGAUGCUUUUAAGCACUGGGUCACUUUAUGGGGAUCAAUUUCCAAAGCAAUUAGUGGUUAAAAGUAUUUUUCCCACUAAAAAGCUUCAAAACAGAAACCUUCAUAUGCACCUAAUUUAAUUAGCCAGACAUCAACGAUGUAACAUCCAGACGCCUUUUGAACAUACAGUAGGAUGCACUGCUAAACUUCACCAGCAACCAAACUGCCUCAGUGUUCCAAACAGGGACUACCCGCAAUUUUAUAUGUGUAUUUUGUACUCUUUUUCUAGCUAGUUCAAAUGCAAAAAUUGUUUCAACCUUUAUUCUCUAUGUUUUUCACCUCUUGUCUGGAACUUGUUACAAAGAGUGUGUAGCAAGUGGUUGUACUGUGGUCAUGACUGUAUGAAGGUUUAAGACCGUUGGUUGGUUUUGUUGUAAUUGUUGGCACAUAAUUAAUAAAAUAUAUUUUAGCACUGGUGAACUUAUAUUCAGUAAAAUGUA